Molecule: messenger RNA, 600 nt
Organism: Tremella mesenterica DSM 1558
Lineage: Eukaryota; Fungi; Basidiomycota; Tremellomycetes; Tremellales; Tremellaceae
Exons: 4
Coding region: 1-600 (199 amino acids)
Source: RefSeq, a predicted model, not a curated record
AUGAAAUUCACUUUGAUCACUUUGGCUGGGAUUUGUGUGACUUUGGUCAGUGCUCAAACCGUCCCUCCUUGCGUUUUGACAUGCGCUACCAACGCCGCUUCAUCUGCUGGUUGUCAGAGCUACACCGACCUCUCUUGCGUCUGUGCCAGUCAAGAGUUUGUGACUGACGCCACUGCCUGUCUUCAAGCGAACUGUACCGCAGCCGACCAACAAGCCGCAGUAGCUCUCCAACAAACUCUCUGCGCAUCUGCAGGGGGCAGUAACACCACCGCCACCAGCUCUGGUUCCAUCACCGAUUCUUCCUCUUCUUCGGUGACUACUACAACCACCCUCCUUCCAUCCGGUUCAUCUGGUGUAUCUUCCGUUUCCUCAAGUGCUACCUCCGUCCCAGCAGGUAUCAUCCCCAUCGCUUCGUCGAUCGUUUCGUCCAUCCGUUCGUCGUCUUCGGGAAGCAGCAGCACGAGCUCUGUCAGUUCAAGUAGUAGUGCCGCUUCUGCUUCCGGUAGCGCAAGUGGGUCUAUGGGAGAGAUUACCGUGUCCAAGUUGACUUUCGGGUUGGGAUUGGGAGGUAUGAUCAUGGGUGCUUUGGCAUUGUUCUGA